GGGUCCGAGACGUUCACAAGCUACGCCUACGCACAUUGGUUGGCGGCCCAUCACGCUACCAACACGACGCAGAUCCCCCGAAUCCCUUGUUUUCUGCUGGCGUGUCUUAGUCGGGCCGGGGGGGUUCAGACAGAUGCAACCCAAGGUUCUUGCGUCAUCUUUUCGUCGGUGGUCGUCGUCGCCCCGCGUUGUCACGUUACAGCGGCGCCCGGCACCGCCAAGGGGAAAGCCAGGUCUCUCUCUCUCUCUCUCUCUCUCUCUCUCUCUAUCUCUCUAUCUCUCUAUCUCUCUCUGCCACCACCCCGUAGUGCUUCUAAUUAUCCACCGCGUCUUUUGCAUUCUUGCCCACUUCCCCUCUGCACGUGGCCAAGUGCGUGCAUCGUGUUGCGUGGCACCGUACUGUGCUGCAUUGCUUGCAUAUUCAACCGAGUUGUUGUGCACGGAAAAAACAAGAACUUUGGGACAUCAGCCGUUGUCCUGCAGGUCCCCCACCCGUCUCUGGGCCUCGUUGGGAUGGCGGCGAGUAGGAGAGGACAUGUAUGCAUCCCGCCUACGCCUACGCAACCGCCUACGUAUGGCCGUUCUCGACACGGACUCGGCACGGGAAGCCAGCCGCUGCCCCCUUUCUCCCCAUAGACCUUGACCAAUUUACAAAACACCGCGGACCAAAAAUAUCGACGUGUAGUGCUGGUGGCUGUGAACAAAUGGCGCCUAGUCCGUCAGAGAGUACCGCCGCCUGGGGAGAGAUCGACAGCAAGGUGGGAAUGCUGUUCG
This is a messenger RNA of Colletotrichum navitas, 774 nucleotides long. RefSeq lists its product as uncharacterized. Bases 134 to 643 code for a protein of 169 amino acids. The record is from RefSeq and is a predicted model, not a curated record. NCBI's taxonomy places the organism in Eukaryota, Fungi, Ascomycota, Sordariomycetes, Glomerellales, Glomerellaceae. The transcript has a single exon.